AUGGCGCUGCUGUUGCUGCUGCUGUCUGGCCGGCGUUGCUGCGGCGGCGGCGGCUUGCGUUUAGGACUUCGCCGACCUCCUGUACCCGCUGCUUCCCUUCACCGGGCUUCACGCCCACCGGAACCUCCCCGGUGGCCGGCCCAGAGACUUCCAGUAUGCCGUUUUUCUUCAAAAGCAAACUCAAACAAGCUUACCUCUGCUUUGGUUUCAAAAAUCAAAUACCUGAAUCAGAAGUAUGAAAGAUAUUUGGAAAGGAGAUUCCCACGUUUCUAUCAGCUGUAUUCAACAUUUUUAAAAGGCUUACAGGUUUUCUUUUCAGAAGCAAAAGAAAUAAGAAAAAUAAAGGCAGAUAUGUCAAAUAAAAACAUCCAGUUCCAUCAACUUCCAUACAGGGAAAUGGAGAGACUAAGACAGUUUCGCAGAGAUCUUAUUAAAGCCAUUCCUGUUGGGAUUCUCUCUCUUCCACCCUUCGCCAACUAUUUCGUUCUUUUGCUUAUGUAUUUAUUCCCAAGACAGCUCUUAAUACGCCACUUCUGGACUCCUAAACAACAAGCUGAGUUUCUGAACACUUACCACAAUAUGAGGAGGGAGGCAUAUACUGAAGUGAUUGAUGGACUAACACAUCUAUCUCACUUCCUAGAUGAUCCUCAGCUUCGCCAACGGAUGCUCUAUCUCUGCGAAAAGGUUCAGGAAGGAUUUCAUCCAGAUGUAACAGAACUUAAAGCUGUGAGGACUUUAUUUGUGGGGCAUCCCUUUGGUAUCCAACAGCUCACGGUUCAGCAUGUGAAAGUUCUCAGUCGUGUUUUGUUCCUGACGCCUCGCCUGCCGUCUUUCUUCCUGAGAAAUCGCUUGAGGAGCCAUCUCUCUGAGCUGCAUUAUCUGGACCAAGCAAUGGUGAAACUAGGAGUAAGCCAGCUGACUGAAGAAGAACUGCAAGCGGCGUGCUAUACCCGUGGCUUGAAUUCCGUUCAUCUUGAUCCAGAUGAUUGUAGGGUCUGGUUGAACCAGUGGCUAUCGCUCUCCUGUUCACUAAGAGAUUCUGAGACUUCGCUCUUGGCACAUGCGAUGGUUUUACUUUCUACCAACUUCACACCUUCCUCUAAGAGCUAACCGGAAACAACCCCUUCUGGAUUAUUGAAUAUAUGCUGUAUAUUGACUUUUGGCUGAACCAGAAAGGGGAA
This is a messenger RNA of Protobothrops mucrosquamatus (brown spotted pit viper), 1181 nucleotides long. RefSeq names its product LETM1 domain containing 1 (gene LETMD1). NCBI's taxonomy places the organism in Eukaryota, Metazoa, Chordata, Lepidosauria, Squamata, Viperidae. The record is from RefSeq and is a predicted model, not a curated record. The transcript is spliced from 9 exons. Gene Ontology annotation, cellular component: mitochondrial inner membrane. Gene Ontology annotation, molecular function: ribosome binding. Gene Ontology annotation, biological process: intracellular monoatomic cation homeostasis. Bases 1 to 1110 code for a protein of 369 amino acids.